UUUCUUCUUCGCCCCCACCAAAAUCUCCUCUGCUUUGUUAACAAGCAAAACUAGAAAUAGAAACAACAACCAGAGAAAGAGAGAGAAAGAGCACACAAAAUCGAAGAGAGAAAAAGAGAGAGAGAGAGAGAUGAGCGAGAGAAAGCGAGAGCUUGAAGAAGAAGCUUCAAGCACAAGCGUAUCACCUCAGAAGAAAACAAAGCUAGAUGACGAUUCUGAUUCAUCAUCGGACUCUCGUGAGCUCGUCGUCGUCAUCGCCGCUGCUUCGUCUUCUUCUCAUUCCGUUGCUUCUUCCGAAGCUCUAGCUUCAUAUGAUUCCUCUGCUACAUCCACCGGAGAAGAUAAUGAUCAGAAUCAGAGCUCAUCAUCGAGUAUCAUCAUCAGCUCCGAUUGUUGUUUCAACAGUGAAUCGAAAGAAAUCGCGAAGAACCGUUCCACGUUUGGUACAGAUCUGGAGUUUCAAGCUCAUCAAAUCUCAGAAACGGAAACCAAAACCUCAACGUUGAUUACUAGUUGUAAUUUCAGGUUUCUUUGUUUCCCCCAAAUUUUAAAAGUUCUAGACUCUUUUUUUUUUUUUUUU
Camelina sativa (false flax) is the source of this 580-nucleotide messenger RNA. The record is from RefSeq and is a predicted model, not a curated record. NCBI's taxonomy places the organism in Eukaryota, Viridiplantae, Streptophyta, Magnoliopsida, Brassicales, Brassicaceae.